This is a messenger RNA of Trichomonas vaginalis G3, 477 nucleotides long. RefSeq lists its product as uncharacterized. Gene Ontology annotation, cellular component: mitochondrion. Gene Ontology annotation, biological process: positive regulation of ceramide biosynthetic process. Bases 1 to 477 code for a protein of 158 amino acids. Lineage: Eukaryota; Parabasalia; Trichomonadida; Trichomonadidae. The transcript has a single exon. The record is from RefSeq and is a predicted model, not a curated record. Gene Ontology annotation, molecular function: protein binding.
AUGUUUCCAGAUUCUGUAAAUUCUCUUUCAAAUAAUAAAUCUACACCAUUACACUUUGCUGUAUCAGCAAACGACUACCAAAUGGUUUUAUGCUUGCUAAUGAACAAAGCUAAUCCAAAUUUGGUUAACAAUCUCGGUCAAUCCCCUCUUCAUUUAUCAAUUGUAUCAACAGAACAAAAGAUAUUCAAAGCACUUGUUGCUUUCCACGCAGAUUUACAUAUUAAAGAUAAUAGUGGUAGAACACCAUCAAAUAUUGCAAUUCAUAGAGAAUUAGCCCAAAUGUACAAAAUUCUUACGAGUUAUUCUGAUGGUUCUAACAUCCCAUCUGAAGAAGAUGUCAUCGCAGAUUUCAUAGAAGAAGACCAAUACUCAGAUGUCGAAGAAGACGAAGAAAUUCCUAGGAAUCCUUCUGAAGAGUUAGAUGUAAUUGAAGAGAAGGUUAAGAAUCUCGAAAAUGCACUCAAACAAAACAAAUGA